This is a messenger RNA of Biomphalaria glabrata, 6723 nucleotides long. RefSeq names its product tumor necrosis factor alpha-induced protein 3-like. NCBI's taxonomy places the organism in Eukaryota, Metazoa, Mollusca, Gastropoda, Planorbidae. The record is from RefSeq and is a predicted model, not a curated record. The transcript has 3 exons. Bases 74 to 2323 code for a protein of 749 amino acids. Gene Ontology annotation, molecular function: DNA binding; zinc ion binding.
CAUUUUUACACUUUGUCUAUUUAAGAAAUAUUGUCUCUUCAUUUUACUUGUUACUUAAAUUUAUAGGUCGAUAAUGGAGCUAACACCUUUUACAGACAUUGAUAAGUUAAAAAGAGAAAUUCAACAAAGUCUUAGUCAGAAUAUAGACUAUCGUACUGAUCACAAACCUAUAACUUUUAAACAUGACAUCAGUUUUUAUGACUGCCAGUUACCGAACACGACCAAAAUUACCAGGAAACUUAAAAAGAGUUUUUCACAACUAGUCAUUGAUGAAGCUAUGACAGAGGACUUGGAAAACAUACAAGCUAUCAACUGGACAAAAACAGAAUUUCUUUUACAAGCUAUUUCUGUCCCAAGAGACGGCAAUUGCUUGCUACAUUCUAUAUCUUUGUAUAUUUGGAGCAUUAAGGAUGACGCUAAUAUAUUGAGAGAACUUCUACACAUAGCAAUUGUGAAUGACAUUGAAUGUCGGUUUAAAAAAAGAUGGUCGCGGCAGCAUGUGGAUGAGCUUAGUUUACUUGUCAAGAGUACUGAUCAGCUAAUUGACAAAGAGUGGGAAGAUAUUGCAAACCAUGUAACGAAUGUCCUUUCCAAAAAUCUGAGUGCUGCUGUCCCUCAUCAUUCAUUAGAGGCUGUACACAUAUACAUUUUAGCAAACAUUUUGAGGCGGCCAAUCAUCGUAAUAACCAGCAGUUUUGCUUGUUCAUACAGUGGACAGCAGCUGCAAAGUAACAACUUAAGUGGACUCUAUUUACCUUUAGAGUGGCAGCCACAAGAAUGCUGUAAAACUCCUGUUCUACUUGGUUACCACUUGAACCAUUUCGCUCCUUUACUGUCAGAAGCUUCAACAGAGAAUAUAAAAGAUUUGUUAUUUCCUCUUGUUGAUAAAGAUUUAUGUUUUCUUCCCAUCCGAUUUCUUCUCAAAGAAGAAGAUUGCAAAGCAUGGGAUCUAAUACAAGGCUACCUAGCAAUUAAAGAAUUGGAGGUAAACAUUGCAGGAUCUAAUGUAGCUAAAAUUCCUUGGGUUCAGAUAAAAGUUAACCCACCAGCUGUCAAUACUUUUGAGAAAAUAUUUAACAUGUGUGAGCAGGAACAUGAUAGCAUAAAUGCAAGGAGUAAACUAUCUGCUGGUGCUAACACCCCAGCAGCAGCCAGAAAUGCUGUUCCUCCAGCUGCUUUGAUGGGUCCUUCUGCUCCUCUUAUGUCUGGGCUUGAGAAUCACCAGCCUCUCUCAAUGCUGAAUGAACGAUGCAAAAAUAACUGUGGGUAUAGGUGUGCUGUAGGAACUUUCCCAUUUUGCCAUCAGUGCUUUCAAAUUGAGCAAGAAAAAAUGCAUCAAAUGGCAACAGCUCCAUCCUUAGAUAUUAGCAUUUCAGGAGAAGGAACUUCAAGCCAGUCCAACUCUUUUGAAGUGAUUUCAUGUCCACUUGAAGAUAAAAACUCACCAUACACUGAAAUAACUUGGCAGGAAGGUGAAAAUAUUUACAUCCUUAAAACACCAGAUACACUCGAAAGUACUCCUUUAUAUGUUGACCCAAAACCCAUCAGUGCAUUGGAGCGACUAGUAUCUAAAGUUCUAAGUGUUAAUCCCACAAAAGACCAAGGUAAUUUUUCUAAACAAUCACUCCUAACUGGCAGUAAUGUAAGAGAUUUACAGAGAGAAAAAGAAAAAACAUUUCAAAAAGAAAGAAAUCCUGAACAUCAGUAUAUUAAUAAAAUUUCACCUCAGUCUAGUCCUGCAUUUAAAUCUCAGUAUUCUCGAGGCAAACCUUGCAUAAUGAAAGGUUGUCCUAACUUUGGUGACCCAGCAGAACAAAAUAUGUGUAGUUCUUGUUAUCGUAACCAACUCUGCAUGAGGGAAAAUGAUAAACUCUUGCAAACUGCAAUGAGAGAAACAGCCCCACAGAUUUCAGUAAAAAGUUUAAACAACACAUCCUUUCUUCAUGGUUCUGGAAGCAGCCUUUCCUACCCAUCAAAACUUCACAUGCAAGAGUCAACAUCAGCCUUCUCUGAAACUGCACCAUCAUCUCUCUAUAGUCACUUCCCUUCUUCCUUUUAUAACGAGGCUGAACAAACUCAUGCAAAUGAGUUAGUCACUAGUGUCACCAGCAUGAGACCUAGAUUGGUCUAUUCUGACCCACAUCAAGAAAAAAUUGAAACUUUUGAGAGGACAUUGCGCCCAAUGAAGACAGAGCCCAAAUGCCAGAGGUCAGAGUGCUCCAACUAUGGAAAUGCAAGCAAACAAGGCUAUUGUAACGCAUGUUUUGAUAGAUUCAAGAAAGAAAUUCUUGCUGCCAGCUAUGGAGAUGAUGUACCAGACUGAGAUUCUUGGUCUCACUUGAAAGUAUGAUAUAAUUCAUGAAUAGUAUCAUGGACUUAGACCUGGAGAUUCUUGGUCUCACUUGAAAGUAUGAUAUAAUUCAUGAAAAGUAUCAUGGACUUAGAUCUGGCCUCGUUUACUUUGACAGCUUUCAUUUUUGUGUAAAUGUGUCUAAAGUCCUGGUCUUUCAUUGAUACAUCAGAUGUCAACUUGUCCUCUAGUUCACAGAAUCAUUAAGUGUGACCAGACAAACUACUUAGUUUCAGCAUUGAUUUGUAUUUCAUUCUUGGUAUACCCAGUUUGUUCUUUUACUCUCAACACCCACCUCCCUUUUUUUUUUUAACACUGCCUAUAAUUUCUAAAUAAUUGAUGUACUGUGAAUAUUGUAAAUACCUUUUCACUUUCUUAAGCCACAAGUAACAUUAUGAAAAUUAGUGCAAUACAGUUUUCAUUGAAACAUUUCUGUUGUUGUAUAUUUCUCUCUGAAAUGCCAUUCAUCUCAACAAAACAAUGGCUAGCUCCAGACGUGUCAUCUUGAUGAUGCUGGGUUUAAACCCAGCUCAUUUCCAUCCUGUAAUAAAUAAUCUUCACGUUUGUAGAAUUGCAUGAAAAACUUACAACUCAAGUAGAAAAAUAUUCAAAAAGUUGUAAAUGAACGUUUUCAUUCAUAUUAAUAGUAUAUUAAUCAGAAAAGUAUUUAGGUCAUCCUGAUAUUUUUUGCUACGUAGAACUGUAUGCUAUAUUUUCUUUAUUAUAUAUUAAGUUAUCUUUCAGAAGUGACAGAAACACUUUUUUUUACUAAGCUUUUAUCAACUUGCUCUGUCUGUCUGUCUGUACCAAAGUUGGAACACAUUAUUUUUUCCACACCCAUUUUCAAAUCAAGUUGAAACGUUACUUAAUUAUUUAUUGUACGUAAUAAAACAUGAAUCAAUAAAAAAAAUUAACAAAGUAGUCAAUUAAUUUACUAAUAAUUAAUCAUUUUGUUUGAUACCAACAAGGGAAAUUAAUCCUUCAGAUGUGGCUAAAUAUUUGUGGGUUUGUCCCCUUAGAUAAUUGUACAUGCUAUUACUCUCACACCCAUUCUCAGAUCAAGUUAAACUUUACACUUUUGUUUAUUGUACCUAACAACACAUGGAACAUUAGGUAAUAUAUACAAAUUAAUCUCUUCAUUAUUGGUAAUUAAUUAAUUUCGUUAUAUAUUGAUUUUAUUAAAUACAUCUUAUUGUAUUGAUAGAUAUGGUUAUAAAUUUACAGUUGCAUGCAUGCACUCGGUUUAAUUUUGAGUCAUUAUAAAUUAAUUACAUAAUGGAUUGAUGCAUUUUCACUUAAUAUAAGCGAGGUUUAAAGUAUGUUUUAUAUUUAACGUGUGGAUCGAUGUUUGAAAACGAGAAUGUUCCACUAGCAUAGAGUACCGUAAUUAGAUUUGGAGAAGCCAAAUAUUAUAUUUCCAUUGUAUCUCAGAGACAGGUUUGCAUUAGAAUCUGUUUACGUUUCUCUGCUUGAUAAUAAUGUCGUGUCUUUGGAAAUAUCAUGGUCACAAUUAAACAUACAGUUGAUCGUUUGACCCAUGACACGAAUACAAGAGGACAUCUGAUAGGAUUCUUGUUUUCUUUCAUCCUUUUUUUCCCUUCUUUCUAAAGUGUACAAAGUAUUUAGAAAAAUAAGAAUAUAAAAAAAAUCUGGCCAUCAUUCAGCUCCCUUGCUAGUGACUCCACGAGUUAUCGAUGUUUGAAAACUUGAGAAGAAAUAUGGUGGGCUGUCAAGUAGCCGCACUAGGCUUGCUUUCCCUGGGGCUGAUAGAUUCAACAGAGACACUACGGGAUAUCUUUGCGGUCUAGAUCCGAAGUGUGCAUGAUAGUUUAAUUAGGUAUAACUAGCGUAGCCAUUUGCGGAGGUCGUCUGCUUUUCAUGAAUAUUUGAUAGUCCACAAAAUGUUGAAUCCUAGAACACUAGCUAUUGAAAUAUUGGACAAUAAUUUGACAUGAUUAUAGGCCUACAGAUCUACACAGCACAAGUUCAGUUGCGGAAUUUCAUAUUGAUAGUUACGGUAAUGAAAACGUGUGAGUUGAUAGUAGGAACGGAACAAAUGAAAAACAUUGUCAAACUCCCAACAGACAGUCUAAAUAAAUUACUGAAUAAAUUAAUCGUAAGGCGUGGUUAAUCAUAGACUGGAGAUCACAGAAGGUCAAAGCAUUUCAAUUUUAUAAACUAUUGAUAGAUCAACCGAAGUCCGAACCAUCAUAAAUGUUCAGGCAUCGCUUCCCUUCAUUUGAUUGGCCAAGAUCAUAUUAGAAAUAGCAAAAUUUUGUCAUAGUGGUCCGCUGUUUGCUCUUUAAAAAAAAAAUAUUAGGAUUAUUUUAACCUAAAAACGUUGCUUCAACCAAUCAUUGAUAACUAAAGACACAAACACACACUCACUUCUGCACAUACUUGCUGUGGUCUCGUUAUCAUAUGGCUAAUUCAACAUCCGCUGAAGGUUUGUCAAUUGAUCAGUCAAUGGCUUUCUGGCCAUGAUUGUCAUCUGUCACUGUAUACCUUUGUGUACACACACAUUUUAUUUUUGUGAGAUUUUUAUAGAUGUAGAUUUGGAAUCGACAUUGGCGACUUGUGUAUUGAGUCUCAUAUGGCAUUGAAAACUUUAAAUAGCAGCGCAUGCUUCAAGCGAUGAUAUCGGUCUGAUUCAGCUUUGGAAUUAAAAUAGAAUAUGAUCAGAGAUCAUAGCUAGGUCUAGUAAGAAAUAAGUAAAUAAAUCUUAGUGGCUGAAGACAAUCUAGAUGUAGAAACAAAACAAAAAUUUCAACUACCACAGUUCCUUGAGAAAUGUAUAUGUUAAAUGGCAGUUCUAUAACUGAGUAGGCCUACAUUACAAAAAUUCUCAUCAGAGAUUUAACUAUUGGUUUAAUUGUCAGUUUUUUAAUGUCACUUGAAGAAACAAAGUGUCUUCUUAGUGUCAAUAAUUUAAGAAACACUAGCAGUAGUUCCAACAUAUCUGACUCAGCAGUAGUUCCAAUAUCUCUGACUCAGCAGUAGUUCCAAUAUCUCUGACUCAGCAGUAGUUCCAAUAUCUCUGACUCAGCAGUAGUUCCAAUAUCUCUGACUUAGCAGUAGUUCCAAUAUCUCUGACUCAGCAGUAGUUCCAAUAUCUCUGACUCAGCAGUAGUUCCAACAUCUCUGACUCAGCAGUAGUUCCAACAUCUCUGACUCAGCAGUAGUUCCAAUAUCUCUGACUCAGCAGUAGUUCCAAUAUCUCUGACUCAGCAGUAGUUCCAACAUCUCUGACUCAGCAGUAUUUCCAACAUCUCUGACUCAGCAGUAGCUCCAACAUCUCUGACUCAGCAGUAGUUCCAACAUCUCUGACUCAGCAGUAGUUCCAACAUCUCUGACUCAGCAGUAGUUCCAACAUCUUUGACUCAGCAGUAGUUCCAACAUCUUUGACUCAGCAGUAGUUCCAACAUCUCUGACUCAGCAGUAGUUCCAACAUAUCUGACUCAGCAGUAGUUCCAACAUCUUUGUGGUCACUAGCGGUCAGUUCCAAGAUGGAAACGUGUGAAUGUGCGGCUGGCUGAGUGGCAUAAGCCGCUUCGCUACCCAUCAAAGGUGCUCCAGUUCGAAUCCCCGAAUCGAGCUGAGUUGUAUUAUUUUAAAAGCAAUACGGAAAUUUUUUUCCCAGAUACUCCUUCUCCCAACACACAGUUCCACAAAAGAGAUAAGACCAUAGCGCACUGAGCAUAGCAUGUAAGAUAUGCUAUUCCAAAAAGUAAUUCCCUAAGUAACUCAUCGUAAUACUUUGAACAUCUCUAUUGAAAAUGUUAAAAAACUGUCACUUAGAAUAAUUAGAAAACAAACAUGAUUCAUGCACAGCUUGUAUUGAAUUGAACUAUUUAUUUUGUUUAAAGUGUAAGGGAAAGAAUACAAAAAAAAACAAGAACAUCAGCAGCAACAACAAAAUAACAACUGUAGUGUUUAAUUAAUUAAUGUGAUUGUAUACUGUGAUACAAAUUGGAAAUUUUAGACUGUGAUAGACUAAUAAACGUAGCCAAGCGCUAUAUGGUUCUAAAGUAAUUGAGCAUUGAACAUGUCAAAGAUUAUUAUUAAAAACUUUGGUUCUGCUUGGUCAUGUGAUAUCAGUACUUCUAUUUUGAACGUGACACGCCACGAUCUCAAUAAAUACAAAAUAGAAUAUAUGAUGUGUAUAGUGAAGUUAUAUACAUAGAAUUAUGAAUUGUAUAUUAUCUUGUAUUCAAUCGUGACCAUUCAUUAUUGUAACACGCUAUUGGUCUCCAUUGCCCACAGGUUGUGACGUUGCAAGUCAGUGUCCAGACCUUCUCGAUUAGUUUUAAUGCUUAGCUAAAUCAUUUGACUAAAUGUACUUGUAUUUAUAAUAAACUUAUCUCUAUACCUUA